GCACACAAACAGAUCGAUCGAGUUCAAGAUCAAUCCUAGCUACUUUUCAUAUCAUAUAUAUAAGUAAGAUCGAUCGGUACUGAGCUCUUAGAAAUUAAUUAAGUAUCGAUCAGGAUAAAUAUGGAGAGUGGUGGGGACUUAGAAGCCGCGGCGGCGGCGGCCGGCGGGCAACAGAAGAGUACUACGUCGUCUAGCUGGCUUAUUGGUAAGAAGUCGUCGACGGCGAUGGUGUCGAACGGUAAGGCGGAGUUUGGUUUCAGAGUGGUGAGAGAAAUGGCGUCGAAUGUUCAGGAGGUGGUGAUCGGAACCAAGCUGUGUGUUCUUUUCCCGGCCAUCCCUCUCGCCAUCCUCGCUAAAUAUUACCAUUUUGCCAGUCCAUGGGUUUUUGCUAUGAGUUUACUUGGGCUCGCCCCACUCGCUGAACGAGUCAGUUUUCUCACCGAACAAAUUGCUUACUACACCGGUCCAACAGUUGGAGGGCUUCUAAAUGCGACGUGUGGGAAUGCAACAGAACUGAUAAUAGCAAUCUUAGCAUUGUACCAGAAGAAAAUACAUGUGGUGAAGUACUCUCUCGUGGGUUCAGUUCUAUCCAACCUCCUCCUUGUUCUCGGUAGCUCUCUCCUCUGCGGAGGCUUGGCCAACAUCAACAAGGAACAAUCAUUUGACAGAAAGCAGGCAGAUGUGAACUCCAUGAUGUUGCUGCUGGGAGUGCUGUGCCAGCUGCAGCCUCUGACGAUGAGAUACGCCACCGGAAUGGGACCUCUCACCGCCAUUUCGAUUCUGGAGCUAUCGAGAGCAAGUGCCAUUGUUAUGCUUGUAGCCUACGUUGGCUAUCUCGUCUUCCAGUUAAAAACACACGGCCAAUUGUUUAAUUCCCAAGAGGGAGAAGGGGAGGAGGAGGUGGAGGAAGAGGAGGAGAAGGCAGUGAUAGGGUUUUGGAGUGCAUUUGGUUGGCUGGUUGGCAUGACCAUUCUCAUUGCUUUGUUAUCCGAGUACGUUGUGGGUACUAUAGAGGCAGCAUCACAGUCGUGGGGAAUUUCAUUGAGUUUUAUAAGCCUUAUUUUGCUGCCAAUUGUGGGGAAUGCAGCAGAACAUGCAGGAGCCAUCAUCUUUGCUCUCAAAAACAAGUUGGAUAUAUCUUUGGGUGUUGCUUUGGGGUCUGCAACUCAAGUUUCAAUGUUUGUGGUUCCAUUAUGUGUGGUAGUUGCUUGGAUAAUGGGCAUCCAAAUGGAUCUCAGUUGCAGCAUACUUGAAACUGGAUCUCUCGCUGUCUCAAUACUUAUAGUAGCCUUCACUCUGCAGGAUGGAACUUCACAUUACAUGAAGGGACUGGUUCUUUGUCUUUGCUAUAUUGUAAUUGGGGCGUGCUAUUUUGUUCUAAAGACUCCCCUCGAUCAAACAAAUUUUGUCAACUUGGGAGCCAAAUCGUCAGUCACUGCUUAAUAAACGGAGUUUGGCAAUAUAUAGGCUUUUCCCCCCCAACAAAGAGCGGUGUAUCGAUUGAGAUUCCUUCACCAUUUGUAUUUCAAAUUAAAUCGAUCUCCACCUACAUUUUGAUUACCAAGCAUGUUGUAUUGUAAUUCGAAAACUUUGAAUGUUCAAUUCAUUAAAGUUGAGAUGGGUAUGUCCUGAAAUAAAAUUGGACUUUUUUAACCUCAAAA
Malania oleifera is the source of this 1661-nucleotide messenger RNA. Its product is annotated as vacuolar cation/proton exchanger 3-like. Gene Ontology annotation, biological process: intracellular calcium ion homeostasis; calcium ion transmembrane transport. The record is from RefSeq and is a predicted model, not a curated record. The coding region runs from base 121 to 1443 and encodes 440 amino acids. Gene Ontology annotation, molecular function: calcium:proton antiporter activity. Lineage: Eukaryota; Viridiplantae; Streptophyta; Magnoliopsida; Santalales; Ximeniaceae. The transcript is spliced from 11 exons. Gene Ontology annotation, cellular component: plant-type vacuole membrane.